UGUACGCUGUUUUUCCGAAAUCUUUUGAAAAGCAACGGUGGUCUUAGACACGUGCAAAUAAUUUGAAAAAUAAUCGUAUUCGUUUACGCGAGUCAACUUACCACAGUCCAGCAUCGUCACACGUAUUAUUUAACGACAGACCACGGUUUACCUCUCAAUGGACUUUGAAGAAAAUACGGUUGUCUAACUGGUCAUAUAAUUUCAAUCGCAAUAGUACUCGUCGUCCGUACUCAGAUCGCAUAAUCUAACUCAUCGUAAUUCAGGCGCGAUGAUUAUUAUUCGAUUUCCAAAUAAUCUAUUCCUAUAUUAUAUAAUACGUGUUGAGACAAUAUUUGUUUAAUUAAUCGUAAUCAGUUCGUAUAGUAUCGUAUCGCUCAUUGCUUCGUUUGCGAAUAAAAACGCGUCUCGUCGAGCGUACGAAAUGUAAAUUAUAUGAUUUAUGAUUGUAGAAAACACGAAUAGCCUACGCUUACAGACGCGUUUUUAAUCGACCCGUUGCUAUAAGAACGCAAAUAAAAUAUUACUCGAACGUCGCGAUGCGGAUUAAUUUUCGAAAUCACGCGAUAUGAUAUAUUACUAUACUCAAUAAUAUGUAACACUCUCUCGUCCUUCCUGCGAGUUUGUCGUCGUCUCUCCUUGGGGAAAGGAUCGCACACCGGCCGAACACUCGGGACCGCCGUCCCCGCGCACGCCGCGGAGCCUGCAAGUGCAUCGUCUCGCACCGAAGCGAAGUCGUAGACGACCCGCAGAAGCUUCGAUGACGUUUCAGACGUUUUUGAUAACGGCCCGCGGACAGGUAAUGGUGGCGCUGAUGGUGGGCGUCUACCUGGUCACGGCCACCCGUUCGCACUCCAAUCAAAUGGUGAUCAGCACCACCGGCAAUCGCAACACGUAUUCCGCGAUGAACGUCGUCUACCAGUUGGCGUACCUGAUCGUCCAGCUGCCGACCGGGCUGUUCGCGGACCGCCUGAACCCCGUCACCUCGCUGGCCGUCAUCAUGGUCGGGCUGGCCGCCACGGCGGCCGUCUCGCCGUUCGCGCUCGUCCACCUCUCGUCGUGGUCGUGGACACCGUGGUCGUCGGCCAUCCCGGUCCUGGUGACCGGAGCCGUGUACGCCGUCAACGGCGCCCUGGCCGGUUCGUGGUGGCCGUUCAUGAACGUCAUGCUGUCCAACUGGGCGCCGCCUGACGAACUGGCGUACAUGUACUCGACCAUUAGCACGGGCGUGCCCGGCGGCAUAGUGGCCGGAAACCUGUUCACCGGCUUCUUUUACGCCCUGCACGGUUCCGAUUUCGGUUACAGCUUUUUCGUCAUGUCCGGCUUUUGCUUGGCGUGGAGCGUCGCCUGGUUUUUCACGUGCCACCAUCAUCCGGCCGACGACCCGGGAUGCCGACCGUCCGAGCUCGAGCGCUUGGUCACCAGCCUUCAAGCCAAGGCGCAGCUGCCGGUGCCGUGGACGAAAAUCGUCACUUCGUUGCCCGUGUGGUCGGUGAUGUUGGCCAAUUUCGGUUCGACCGUGUUCUACACGGUUCUCAUCAUGUACAUGCCCGUGUAUCUCAAGUACACGAUGCACGUGGACAUCGUGGAAAACGGUCUCAUGUCCACGUUGCCGUCGCUUGGCCAGAUAGCCGUCAUGUUCACUGCCGGCAAGUGUGCGUCGAUAGCUCAGGCCAAAGAUUGGUUCGACGCCUCGGACAUCAGAAAAGUUUUUAGUUGUAUCGGCAUGGCGAUACCAGCAAUCCUUAUUUCAGUCGCAACGAUCAUACCGAAUACUUAUAUCUUCUACAGUUUUCUAGUAAUAUCGUACAGCGUCUCUGGUGCGGUGUUCUCCGGUUUCCGGGUCAGUCAGAUGGAAAUGGCUCCGAAUUUCGUCGCCGUCAUCACGGCCAUUUGUGAUAUUUUCGGCAGCCUCGCAAUGAACCUUACUCACAUAGCGUUCAUCUUGACCUUCGGACAGUCUACCGAUCAGGUGGCAUGGAACGAAAUCUGUUGGUAUCUAAGCGCAAUACUUAUUUUGUGUCUUGUACCGUUCGUCUUGUUCGGAAGUAGCAAAACACAAUCGUGGAAUGCAUCCAAAACAACAGCAAUUAAUGAACCGAUAUAAUGCCAUGAGUACUGAGUAGUGAUAGUAACGAUAUAUCGAUAUAUCCUUAAUUUUUAUAUCGAUACAACUUCUCCAUUAUAACGAAGCUUUUGUAUUUUUAAUUAAAACAAUUAGAUGCUUAACAAAAAUAAAUAUUAUUAUUAAACUUAUCAGUGGCAUGUGGUCAGAGUAAGAUAGGUAAGCGGUGCAUGCCUGAUCAAAAUAAAGAAAUAAAAAGUUUCAACAUUUA
This is a messenger RNA of Aphis gossypii (cotton aphid), 2333 nucleotides long. Its product is annotated as sialin-like. Gene Ontology annotation, molecular function: transmembrane transporter activity. The transcript is spliced from 3 exons. NCBI's taxonomy places the organism in Eukaryota, Metazoa, Arthropoda, Insecta, Hemiptera, Aphididae. The record is from RefSeq and is a predicted model, not a curated record. Gene Ontology annotation, biological process: transmembrane transport; monoatomic anion transport. Bases 758 to 2104 code for a protein of 448 amino acids.